AUGCGUCACCUAAUUCUUCUCCUCGUCUCGGUUUUCAUGAUAUUCGGAUUUUGGGCAAAACUUUCGUGAGUUUUUUGAAGAAACCGAACAAAACUUGAGAUUGAAAGAAUUUUAGGUCGGAUUAUAGUGGAAAACGUGUUCAAGGCGAAAUUUAUCGUGAAAAAUUCGAUAAAAUCAAUAAUCUUCGAAAAAUCGAGUACCCUGAUGAAAUUCAAGUGGAAAUUAAUGUUUCUCCUGAAAAAAUCAAUAAUAUUCAAGCCGAAACCCAACAAAUCGAUAAUCCUCAAAAAAUCCACGCCUCUCCCGAAAAAAUCGAUUUUCCUAAUGAAAUUCAAGUAGAAAUCAAUGUUUCUCCUGAAAAAAUAACCAAAAUUCAAGCCGAAACUCAAAAAAUCGAUAAUCCUGAUAUAAUCCACGUUUCUUCUGAGAAAAUCGAUAAUCCUCAAGAAAUCCAGGUAGAAAUCAACAUUUCUCCCGAUAAAAUCGAUAAUCCUGAACAAUUUGAAGUGGAUUUCAAUGCUCCUAAAGCACAGGACGUUGAAAAUCUCAAAAAUAAUUUGAACAACUUGCGAAAAAUCGAUAAUCCUAAGGUUGAAUAUGAAGAUGAAGAAGAGGAAUAUGAAGGAUCUGGAGAAGAACUAAUCGAUGAUCCUUUCCCAUCUGAAGAAGAAGUAGAAGAAGAUUAUGAUAACUCUGAAGAAGAUGAAGAUGAAUCUGAUAUUUCUGGAGAAGAAAUCGAAUCUGAAGAAAAACAACUUGAUAACACUGACGAAAUUGAGGAGUAUGUUUAUUAUCCAGAAGAUGAAAUUCAUUGA
Molecule: messenger RNA, 815 nt
Organism: Caenorhabditis angaria
Lineage: Eukaryota; Metazoa; Nematoda; Chromadorea; Rhabditida; Rhabditidae
Source: the annotation of a GenBank genome assembly